AUGGGCCGAUGCGGGUUGACCUUCCAAUCGUACCCGGUCCGGUUGCCGAGGUUCGUCGGUAUUGCCAUGGACGGCAAGUGGGCUGGCGACGUGCGAAUAAGGGAAGAACCUUGGGAAUGUAUCUUAUUCGAUCCGCCCAGAAACCUGAGGUGGGACCCACCGGAGUCAACGCCCAAUGAAGGCUGCUGGAUCGCCAUAUUUGACGAGAUUGGCGUUCGUACCCCAGGCCGAUAUCAGAUUUGUUUCUCGCUGAUGACAAUACCCAGGGAAGGCGAAAAUCCAUCCUCCCCACUGCACGAGCUCUACACUGAUCCAUUUGAUGUCGUGCCGCACGGUCUAUGGCCACUAUAUCCGGACUUCUACACUCCGCUGAGUGCGCGCCUCAAUCGAGACCACUUGGGCAUAAAUUUCUACCGCGGUCAUAGAUAG
Messenger RNA from Puccinia triticina, 429 nucleotides. RefSeq lists its product as uncharacterized. The transcript has 4 exons. Bases 1 to 429 code for a protein of 142 amino acids. NCBI's taxonomy places the organism in Eukaryota, Fungi, Basidiomycota, Pucciniomycetes, Pucciniales, Pucciniaceae. The record is from RefSeq and is a predicted model, not a curated record.